Messenger RNA from Danaus plexippus (monarch butterfly), 3662 nucleotides. RefSeq names its product PAN2-PAN3 deadenylation complex subunit PAN3 (gene PAN3). The record is from RefSeq and is a predicted model, not a curated record. NCBI's taxonomy places the organism in Eukaryota, Metazoa, Arthropoda, Insecta, Lepidoptera, Nymphalidae. Gene Ontology annotation, biological process: nuclear-transcribed mRNA poly(A) tail shortening; mRNA processing; protein phosphorylation. Gene Ontology annotation, molecular function: protein kinase activity; poly(A) binding; ATP binding. Gene Ontology annotation, cellular component: PAN complex; P-body. The coding region runs from base 393 to 2333 and encodes 646 amino acids. The transcript is spliced from 20 exons.
CUAUACAAACACGUAUACAAUUUUGCUGCGCUGUACGCUGUAGCUGUAUGCCUGUAUUAUUCAUUAUGUAUUUGUCUCCGUGUCGGAGUCGGCGCUUAUUAACUGAGAGUGUGAAAUAUUUUAUGUAGAAUAGAUCAGAGCAGCCCUUGUCAUUUCUUGUUAUACAAAACAGUGUAUAUAACGAUAUUAUAAAACAAAAUGAACUUAUUUAAAGUUGAAGUACUUUUUGUCUAAGGUGUAUAAAUAUUUUUCUCAUAGAAAUCGGUAGAUGUAAAAAUGUAUGAAUGGUACAUUGUGUCCGGUGAAGUGCAAGUACCUGAAAUAUUCUGAAGAAGAUGAGGAUAUAUUAACUUAGUAAAUCGAGAAGUCAGGCACUUUGUACAAUUACCAAGAUGGAUCCAUCAAUCUACCUGCAAUACUCGCCGCCUAACGGGCUACCUCAAGAGUCAAAACUGGCUACAUAUAUGAACCAUUCUACGGUUACCCCAACAAGGUCUCUAAAUCAAGCCAUGAGUAAGCUGAGCAUUGAAGCUUCUCCAACAUCAUCCAAAAAGCCUAUGCCAAUGGCAAUAUCAGGCCACGUCCCACCACAACAGCAGUUAAUCCCUCACCCUCAACCACCUCCGAUAAUGACUCAUAUUCCACCACCUCACUUGCCACCGCAGGCAUUGCUAGCUCAUCCACCACCACAGGUGCUGAUUGGAGAGUUCGUUCCAAUCAAUUACUACACGCACACACCAUCGCACACCCUGAUCCAGGAGUCACCUCAGAGCUCCCCACCAGCUCCUAUGCCCAUGCCGAUGCCUGUCACCACUCAGGUGCACCAGGAGAACGUGGGUGGUACCACUUACUUCUAUUCAACAAAUGCUGACUCCCUCAAUGCCUCUGCAGUCAUGAACACUCCAGCGGCAAUGGGUCCUGAUGUGAUGGGAGUGGGGGUACCAGUUGCCAGCCCUUAUGCCUCACAAAUGUAUGCUGGACCCACAACCCACUCGGGCGCAAACCACAAGUCAGGUCUGGCGCAGGCUUUCUACAUGCCGGAGACGAUUCGCGAGGAGAUCUACCAACGAGCUCAAGAUGUCUUCCUACAGCAUGACCCGAUGGCUUAUCCAGAUAUUCCGGAGGUGGUAGACCGCUACGCUGAGUUGGUACCUCUGGAGGCGACGGGAGCGCACGCUCUGGCAACCUCCUACCGGGCCACUCACCGCCGGCGAGCUGACCACGUGGCGCUCCGUAGACUUCACGCGUGCGUCGGCGCCGCAGCCCCCGGCAGGGUUGAUAUUUGGAAACACCUCGAUCAUCCCAACAUUGUCAGGCUCCAGCAGUGCUUCACCACUAAAGCUUUUGGAGAUCACUCACUGGUGUUGGUCUACGACUAUCACCCAGCGUGCAUCACGAUGCUGAACAAAUACUUGGGCGGUGCCGGCGGUGACGUGAACGGAUUCAUGGAUCCGUUCUCCUCAGAUCCAGACGCUCCUAGACCCUAUACACAUCAGAAAAAUGCGAUGUUACGAGCGGUUGCGACCGGCCAGUUGUUGCCGGAGGCCAUGUUGUGGAGUAUGUUGGUGCAGUUGACGUCCGCACUGAGAGCUAUACAUGCACACGGGCUUGCUUGCAGGACCCUGGAGCCGAGUAAGGUGAUAGUGAACGGGUGUCGUCUUCGUAUCUCGUGGCCGGGUAUAGCAGACGCCAUGCACAAUGGCAGCUUCGAUGUUAUACAGGCUCAGCAAGAGGAUCUGGUGGCUCUUGGCCGUCUGAUUCUUUCUUUGGCGUGUCGCACCGUACACUGCGAUAAUAUAAACGCCUGCAUGGAUCUCGUAGCAAGAACAUACUCGAUGGAUCUCAAGAAUAUGCUCAUGUAUUUGCUGACUCCGUCUCCAAACGUUCGUCGCACCAUCACCGACAUAAUGCCUAUGAUCGGAGCUCGUUUCUUCACGCAGGUGGAAGCGCUAGAGCGGCGCUCGGACGCCUUCGAAGAGCAAUUAGUGAAUGAAAUAGACAAUGGUCGACUACUGCGUAUUCUUAUCAAGCUUGGAAUUAUAAACGAACGUCCAGAGUUGAACAUGGAUACGAGUUGGUCGGAGACUGGGGAUCGAUAUAUGUUGAAACUGUUCCGAGACCAUAUCUUCCACUCGGUGACCCCGGAUGGCCGCCCCUGGUUGGACAGGGCUCACGUGGCGGCCGCCCUCAACAACUUGGAUGGAGGGAACCUCGACAAGGUGGAACUGAUGUCGCGGGACGAGCAGAGCGUGCUGGUCGUUUCGUACGCUGAGCUGAAGCACUGUCUGGAGAACGCUUACGAGGAGGUGAUGGCCGCCGCGGCCGGUCCCUAGCCCGAGGAGUCCCAGGAUAGGGCGUGUUUCACCCCUACUCCGAUACCGUCCCCCCUCCCCACACCCCCUCCCUCGCCCGCGCGACCUCACCCGAUGCCCUUUGCACCUUACGGACCCAUCGGCCCCAUCCCCCCCUACACAGUCGUCUACAGAUGCGUGUGCGCGUUCUGUCUCCCCGUCUACAGGGGUUGAGGAAAUGUACAGUAAUAUCCGGCCAAACUAUUGCGACCCUGUAUGCUUUUUGUGUAGCGAUGCCUAGUGUCGUAAUAUAUCCGCCGUUUCCCUAUCGGUGUAAGUAGAUGCGAUCCUUCGAUGUUAUAUUAGUGAAACGCGGUAAUGGCCGAGAGCAAGUGCGUAUCCAGCUAUACGAGUGACCCGACGGACUUGUACGGUUAGUUGUAAGGAUGAGGAUGGAUCCAUGUUACUUAGUGGGGAAGGAACAAGGUCUGCCCCCAAUACAUAAUAAAUAUACGAUCUCAUUAAUUAAUGCUCCUUCUACGAGCGCUAUACGAGUAUGUACGUCUCGUCUACCGUUUUAGAUUUCUAUGACGCCCAUUUGAAAUUUUGUUUAUAUGAAGUCGGCCGCCCGAACGUGAGCAGCAAAACAUUCCACACGUCGCCAUGCAGCGAUCGAACGAAUUUAUUUGAGCGUCGACAUUCCUCUUCUGGGUUGAGACCCGUAACAACCCGGCAGUUGGGUCGAGAGUGUGCGUAGAUCUGAAUUUGUAUUAAAUAUUAUAUAGAUCAUAUAUAAUCCAUUACAUAUAUUAUUGAACAUUAUAUUCUAUAGUAGUCAUUAUUGAUGUUUAAAUAAUAUUGAUGUGCAAUUUACGACUAGUACACGUCCAUCGUGAUAUAUUUUAAUCCGUGGAUAUUAUAUUUAUUGAAUAUUAUUAUAUAUAAAUGUCAUUUUUUUCUUAAUAGCCGUACCGUUGAUGUUGCAAAUUCUGAUCUAUGUAGUAGCGAUCACUCUGUUUAUUUUAAUAUAUUAUGGUGGUAAUAUACUGAGAUGUUUCUAAGUGUAUAUUUUUUUUAAGUAAAUAAAUUAUGUGAACAAUUUCAUUUUUUUUAAUUUAAAAUAAUUUUUACCAGUUUUUUUAUGUGAUGUAUGUGUACUCAAUUCUUAUUCAUAAAAUAUGUAGAAGUUUUGAGACAAACAUCACUAAAUCAACAUUCGUUGACUACAUAACUAUUUUUAGGUUUCUUGAAACUGCAACUAUAACUGUGUAGACUUGACUUAAUUACUUGUUACUUAUAAGGUAUACUAUAAAUAUACAGUAAACUGUAUUUUGACGCAGUGUCUUCUCUAUAAAUAAAAACUAGUAGAAA